Molecule: messenger RNA, 4956 nt
Organism: Vombatus ursinus (common wombat)
Lineage: Eukaryota; Metazoa; Chordata; Mammalia; Diprotodontia; Vombatidae
Product: cilia- and flagella-associated protein 43-like
Exons: 38
Coding region: 1-4956 (1651 amino acids)
Biological process (GO): cilium assembly; sperm axoneme assembly
Cellular component (GO): axoneme
Molecular function (GO): protein binding
Source: RefSeq, a predicted model, not a curated record
AUGGAAGUCAGCCUGGAUGGCGCCCCAGCUUCCCUAGCUCCUCCCAGAGGUGUGUCCUCAGUACCAACGAGUUUUACACUGCAGCCAUCUGGAAGGAUCCAGUCAUCCGCUGUUUUCGCCUUGGGAUUGGCUGAGACGUCGAGAUAUUUCCACCAAUCACCUUGGUUUUCUAAAGCCUUGGGGCCGGAAGGACCAAUGGGUAUCAAGAUUACUUGUUGUCUCUCGGAUACGAGUUUAAACGGUCCGCGCCCACCUCUGCUGGUGACAAAGGGAAGAGCGGUUGACCGCGUCGUUUUUGUAGAAGUCGCUCUUUACUUCGUAGUUUUAUGGGUGCAAGGAUUCCCUAAGCAGAAUAUUGAUUUUAUCAACGACAACACACUUUGCUAUGCUUGUGGGAAUUACUUAAUUUUCAUUAACAUUGAAAAUGAGAAAAAGUGUGUUCUACAGUGUGUGAAUGGAAAAGUGGGUGUUCUGGCAACUAACAUUCCUUUCCAAGUGGUGGCUUUUUCAGAUCGCAGUCUUAAACCCGCUAUCUACAUAUACACCUUUCCUGAAUUGUCCAGAAAGGCAAAAUUAAAAGGGCAUGCUCAGCUGGACUAUACUUUACUUGGAUUUAGUUAUUGUGGUACAUAUCUGGCUAGUUACUCUGCAGUUCCAGAGUAUGAAUUGACACUUUGGAACUGGGAAAAAAAGGUUAUUUUGUGUAGCAGAUUACAACCAGGUGUGGAAGUAAGCCAGAUGACUUUUAAUCCCAUGAACUGGCACCAAUUGUGUCUGUCUAGUGCAAGUGCUUUGACUAUAUGGAAUAUUGAAAGAAGUGACAAGAAUUAUAAUCUCAAGCCAAAAUCAGUAAAACUACCUGCAGAAGAUGGGACAUGUAUUGAUGAAACAGAUGGAAUGUUCUCUUACACAGAGCCUAAAGAUACCGUUUAUGGACCUGCACUACUAGUUUCUUCCAUUGCUGGGCUAGUUGGUGUAGAAGCAGAAACAUUCAAGCCUAAAGAUGAUUUGCAUCCCUUGGUUCAUCCUACUGUACACUGUUGGAACCCAACAAAUGAGCUAUAUGUUGGCUGUGAAGAGGGUCAUAUUCUAUUGAUAAAUGCAGAAAGUCUACUUGUUGCUGUCCUGUUCCCCACCCCUGAAAUCCAUUCUAAAGAUACCAGCGUAAACACCAUGGCAUUUCACAAAGAAGGAUUAUUUGUUGCUGGAAAUGAUGGUAUUGUACAUUCUUUUACUAUCAAGGAAAUACAUUACAAAGUAAAAGACUAUUUUGAUGUGCAAGAGCCUGUAGGAAAUAUUAUAUUCUCUCCUGAUUAUACACUGUUACUGAUUGAAACCAUUAAGGGAUCAGUUUACACCUAUACUUUCGGUGAAGAACCAAAAGUUAAAACAAUCUUGGAUGCAUACAGUGGCAAUAUACAGGCAAUUGACUUUAUCACACCUGGAAACAAAUACUGCAUGUCAGUAACCAUUUUAGGAGAAAUCUGUAUUUGGUUGUUAGAGAAUGGAUCUCAUGUCAGCAAAUUACACCUUAGGACCGAGGUAAAUGAUAUGGCUUGCUGCCCCUCCUCGCUUUCAGUUGCUCUGGGAACCAGUGCAGGAUAUAUCCAGUUCCUUGACGUUACUGAUGCUGAAUUACCUCAAGUUGUUCAUAAUGUUUUCCUGACCCGAUCUUCAAUACAGCAUGUGCAUUAUGACCAGAAGGGUCAGUACUUGAUAAUUGGAACUUCUGAUGGAUAUAUCUUCAUUUUAAAUGCCAAACCUUCACAGUCAUUUAAGGUUCUUGGAUUCACAGAAAUUAAUGGUAACAUUGUACAAAUGUCUACAGUCUACAUUUCUGAAAAAAACCUAGUUGAAGUAAUGGUGCUUGUCAAUACUUCACAAAGUGAAAGGAGCAGAUUGGAAAUAUUUUCUCUGCCUGAAGCUAUCUUAACAGACCCUGACAACUGUUGUGAUGAAAGAGGGAGGCUGAAGAAUGACAUCAUUAAGAGGAGGCGAUAUGAAAUAAAUCAUUCUCUAACCUCUGCUGUCUUGGAUUUACACAAUGAACAUUUAUACGGCUACUGUAGUCAUGUGCCAUAUAUCUGUACCUAUGGUAUUCCUGAAAAGGAUAGUAAAGUUGUAGUUCUCAAACCAGAGAUCAAAAUGCAAAGCAGACAUUUUGGAACUGGAAUAUUGUGCCUAUCAUCUCAUGGCAAGUGGCUAGCAUCAACAGCCAAAGAUGGAAUACUGAGUAUCCGUGAUAUUAAUAAUUUGGAAACAUUUACUCAGAUUCACUGCCAUUCUUACCAGGGACAAGGAAUUCAAUCAUUGGCAUUUUCACUUGAUGGCCAUUCCAUACUAGUGAAUGGUAGGGAAGAUGGUGUCCUUAUUUGUCUGAAAUGGAACAUUACAGUUGGAGCCAAUGAACAAGAAACUUCUUGGCUAGAAAAGAAAAACCGUGAGGCUAUUAGAAAAGAGGUUAAGGAAUUUAGUGAAAAAAAAAGAGAACUAAAACAAGGAAUCAGAGCACUGGCUAAAACUAUUCAGGAAAUGCUGGAAGAAAAUGAUUUGGUACCUCAAAUUGCACAACUAAAACAACAAGAAUUUUUUCUGGAUGUUGAAGAAAUGAAAAAACUUUAUGCUGAAAAUGAUGAAGAAGUAGCACAGUUAAGAAAAGAAACAGAAAUGGAAAAUCUAGCUAAGAUGUAUUUAUGGAACAUUUUAAAAGAAGAAUGCUGGGAUUCCAUGUGCGUAAAAAGUCAAGGACUUAUGCUGCAAAAGCAUAUUGUAGAGGUUUAUCACACAGCUUCUUCCCUGGGUCAAAAGACACCUGAAGAAGAGGAAGAGGAAGAGGAAGAGGAUGAGGAUAAACAGGAAGUAGCAAAAAGAGAUAGUGGCUUACCCAAUUAUCUACUUGGAAGUUUAUGUACAAGCUUUGGUAUAGAUGUAAGCAUGUUGAAUAGCCAAUUGGAACUUCAUACCAGAGAGGAGAAAAUCAACCAGAUUGUAUUAUUGAAGGACAUUAUUUACAAGAUUAAAACCAUUUUUAAUAAGGAGUUUGAUGCCACCUUUCAACAAAAAAAGUUGGAAAUAGCACGUGUGAGGGAAAGAAAUAUAAGAAUUAAAGAAAUCAUCUCGAAUCUAGAACUUGGAGAAGAGGUCUGGCAACCAGAAAUAGAGGAUUGCGAGAAGCCAGACUUAAUUCUCACAGUAGAAGACGAUGAGAUUAAAGUUGAAAAAUACCUUACCCCGUGGCAAAGAAAAGAAGCAGAGACAGCUGCAGCCCUUGAAUUACAACAACACCUGUUAGCUGAGAAAGAUGAUUUAAGACGUCGUGCUUUGAUGGACAUGAUGAAUGGAGUUUUGGAAAUAAAGAAAGAAGAUAUUUUGAAGAUGGUCGUUCCUCAGCCUUCCUUUAUGAUCAAUAAAUUGGAUGCAAUAUGGACUGAAGAAGAAAGAAGACAAGCCAAAGAAUAUGAGAAAAAAGUCAAAGAGUUAGAUGAGGAAAAAGACAAGUAUAAAAAGUCGCUGGAUGCUGAAUUAAAGAAGAUUCAGGGGUCUAUUGAAGAAACGACACAAGCCUUUAAUGAUAAUCUGAAAAAACUCUUUGAGAGGAAGGUGAAAGCAGAAAUGGUUAUCAACCAGGAGGAAUUAAAAAUAACCAACCUUGUUUUCUCUUUAGUCUUGGAUGAAGAAUUAAGGACAAGGGAAUUAGGACUGAGCAACUUCCUUGAAAGGAAACAUAUGGAGAAAAAAAAUACUUCUAAGGAAGUCAUCAUGGCCCGAGAUGAAGUUGAUGCAUUCAGAGAGAACUAUGACAACUUAGUUGCAGAGGACAAAGUUAUAGAACGUGGAUUUAAAAAAGAGUUUGCUGAACUUAGCAGUCAUCACGCCGAAUUACUCUACAAACUAUUUAAACGCCGGCCAAGGAUGCUAAGGCAAAGAGCGCAUGUAGAGUCUACUUCUCCUUUUGGCAAUCGCCUCGGGUCUGGCAAAGUUAAGGAUACCCUUGCCCAGAUCAUGAAAGCCAUGGAUGAUUUGGAUGCUCCUCAUCAUAUGCCAGAGGGCUUAGAUCCUGGGGUCUGGCAAUAUUUCUGUGCUGCAAGACGUACCAAAAUAGAAAAUGAACAGAAGGUAAAGCAGAAAACUGCUGAUUUACUGGAAAUGCAGGCCUUCCUCCGGAAGAGAAUUGAGGAUGAUGAAAAGGUUCAAAUGGACAUUGACAAAAUUUUCCAGGAACAAUUUAUAUUACGGAAGGAUGAAAGUGAUUAUCAGGUGGAUCUGACAGUUCAAUUCCUGCUUAAACAAGGGCAAGUGGAAACAGAAAAUUUCCUUUUUUUGUUAGAAUACUCUGACUCUGUUAUGAUUACCAGGAAUAUAAUUGAGGAUCUGAAUAAUUCAAUCAGGGCCCAAGGUCAAAGGAAAAUCACCAACAUGGUAGAAAAUAAAAAGUAUCACAAAGGAAUAUUUCAGAUCGAAUGGGAACAUAAAAAAAUGGAGAUGGAAAUGGAAGAUCUCAACCAAAAAGCCUGGGAUGUUCAGAUGCUAUUUUUUUCAAGAGCUCAUCAGUUGUACCUAAAAGAAGAAAAUCAUGAUAUCCUGGUUGCCCUCCAAAUUUCUCUAAUGGAGCAGACUCUUGCCGCUAUAGAUAAAACCCACAAAAAAGACGUGGAAGCCCAAAAACAGUUACUCAAGAAACUGAGAAAAAUCAACAAUCAACAAGAUUUAGCAAAUUAUGCUCUCAGCUGCACUCUACAUGAAGAGUUGGUGUGUGUCUCUGAAAGAAAACGCAUCUGUCAAUCAAUCGAGGUUAAGCUGACUUGUGAAAAGAUUUCCAGGAAACGUUAUGAGGCUACAAUACAACAACAAAAGCUAAUAGAUAUUUCAAAAGAGCAGUAUGAACAAAUUUCAGUUUUACAAACAGAGGUUGAAAGAUUAAGAAUGAAAACAUUUCCUGCACUUAUUCAUAUGUAG